Molecule: messenger RNA, 993 nt
Organism: Helobdella robusta
Lineage: Eukaryota; Metazoa; Annelida; Clitellata; Rhynchobdellida; Glossiphoniidae
Exons: 4
Coding region: 1-993 (330 amino acids)
Source: RefSeq, a predicted model, not a curated record
AUGCUGCAGCUGCACUUUGCAACAUCGCCAUCCAUGCAACGAUUCAAUCCAGACACCAGAAGAGGCGUUAAACAAGCAUACGAGCGGGCUGGUUCAGCAGCGAACAACCUCCAUCCAUCACGAACUAACAACACGACCACAGCCACAGUCGCUACCACAACAUCCACAACUUCUCGCUCCAACUACCUGCAACUACUCAAGCACAAAAACAGCGCCAUAAAUAAUUUCAACAAUGAUAAUAACCAUAGACUAAAAAUAGAUUACAGCAGUUUUCGGCUCAUCAUCAAAUCCCACGAUGCUCAUUGGUCAGAAUCGCUUAAUGCCCAGGCAGAUGAUUGGUUGGCCUUGAACAAUUCAAAAUUUAAAUGUUUGAAAAUUAGCCAAUCAGAAAAGCGAGCCGACAUGAGGUCAUCGACUUAUAUUAUGACGCAAGCAAAUACAAGAUGCACAAGUUCGUUCAGAUGUUUAAAGUUCCACAAAGAGGAGACGGACGAUGUUGUGCUCAUGCAGAUAGCAUUAAACGACUACAUUUGUCGGCUCUUAUCCAAGGCUUCAAUCCCAGUUCUCAAGGAACCAUCCGGCAUUUCUGCGCAUGAUGGUAGGCGCCCGGACGGAUGCCCACUAAUACCUUGGAGAGCCGGUAGAUGUUUGGCGUGGGAUGUUACGGUCCCUGGCACCCUUGCCGAACGAUACGAAAACCUGACAAGUAAAAAAUGCGGUUUGGCCACGGCCAGGGCAGCGGACGAGAAAAUGAAAAAAUAUUGGAACGCCCUCCCCUCGAUGGAAUUCUUGCUAAUAUGUAUCGAGGUUCUCGGCCCGAUGGACCCCAACACCCUUAAAUUUCUUAAGGCAAUAUGUAAAAUGAUUAGCGUCAGAUCAGGCGACAGCAGGGAACUGUUUUUUGCAACUAACCACAUUUCGUGCUUGUUGCAGCGCUUCCUGCGUGUCUGUGUGCUUGAAAAUAUCCAACUGAAUGCCGACAUGUGCAAUUAA